Molecule: messenger RNA, 675 nt
Organism: Cutaneotrichosporon cavernicola
Lineage: Eukaryota; Fungi; Basidiomycota; Tremellomycetes; Trichosporonales; Trichosporonaceae
Exons: 7
Coding region: 1-675 (224 amino acids)
Cellular component (GO): nucleus
Source: RefSeq, a predicted model, not a curated record
AUGUCCUGCGCACACGAAGCUGGACACGACCACGGCCACGACCACGACCACGGCGACCAUGAGGGACACGACCACGACGUGCCCAUGGAGGCUGGGCCUGCUGAUAGCCUGUACAAGGUCAUCGACACUGAGCACGUUGUUGCGCUGAAUGCCGAGGGAGGGGCGGAGAGGGGGCGGGUGGUCAUCAAGGACUGGGCGAACCGCGAGGACGAGACGAUUUGGCUCGAGAGCGAACUAGACGACUCGCUCCUCCUUCACAUCCCAUUCACGGCAAGUGUGUCGUUGCGCUCGAUCACCCUCAAGGCGGGGCAGGAGGGCUUCAGGCCAAGCGAGAUGCGUGUGUUCACCAACGCUGCGGGCCUCGACUUCUCGGACGCUGAGAGCCGGGAACCCACGCAACAGUUUGAUGUCGUCGAUGCUCGCCAAGGUGCCGAGUACCAGGUCAAAGCGGCAAAGUUCACGUCUGUGACCAGCCUAGCCCUCUUCUUCCCACACAACGAGAGCGAGGGCGAUGACGAGGAGACGACGCGUGUAUACUAUGUCGGCCUGCGUGGGAGUUGGAAGCCUCUGCCGAACAAGCUCGAUGGAUCGAUCGUGUACGAGUCGGCGCCGCGGCCCGUCGACCACAAGAACAGGAUUAGCGACAUGGGUGCCACAUCACGCCCAGGCUUCUAG